GAUGAUGUGAUUUCUUCUGUGGUUGAAGGUAAAGUAGUUGCUGUUUGUACUGGAGUUGUGAUUGGUUCUGUGGUUGAAGGUGAAGUAGUUGUUUGUACUGGAGUUUUUGUGAUUGGUUCUGUGGUUGAAGGUGAAGUAGAUGUUUCUACUAUAGUUGUUGUGAUUGGCAUUGUGGUUGGAGACACAGUGGUUGUUUGUACUGGGGAUGAUGUUGUGAUUUCUUCUGUGGUUGAAGGUAAAAUAGUUGCUGUUUGUACUGGACUUGUUGUGAUUGGUUCUAUGGUGGAAGCGGAAUCAGUUGUUGUUUCUACUGUAGUUCUGAUUGCCAUUGUGGUUGGAGGCACAGUGGUUGAUUGUACUGGGGAUGAUGUUGUGAUUGGUUCUGUGGUUGAAGGUGAAGUAGUUGUUUGUACUGGAGUUUUUGUGAUUGGUUCUGUGGUUGAAGGUGAAGUAGAUGUUUCUACUAUAGUUGUUGUGAUUGGUAUUGUGGUUGGAGACACAGUGGUUGUUUGUACUGGGGAUGAUGUUGUGAUUUCUUCUGUGGUUGAAGGUAAAAUAGUUGCUGUUUGUACUGGACUUGUUGUGAUUGGUUCUAUGGUGGAAGCUGAAUCAGUUGUUGUUUCUACUGUAGUUCUGAUUGCCAUUGUGGUUGGAGGCACAGUGGUUGAUUGUACUGGGGAUGAUGUUGUGAGUUCUGUGGUUGAAGGUAAAGUAGUUGCUGUUUCUACUGGAGUUGUUGUGAUUGGUUCUAUGGUGGAAGGUGAAUCAGUUGUCAUUUCUACUGUAGUUCUCAUUGCCAUUGUGGUUGGAGGCACAGUGGUUGAUUGUAAUGGGGAUGAUGUUGUGAUUGGUUCUGUGGUUGAAGGUGAAGUAGAUGUUUCUACUAUAGUUGUUGUGAUUGGCAUUGUGGUUGGAGGCACAGUGGUUGUUUGUACUGGGGAUGAUGUUGUGAUUUCUUCUGUGGUUGAAGGUAAAAUAGUUGCUGUUUGUACUGGACUUGUUGUGAUUGGUUCUAUGGUGGAAGCUGAAUCAGUUGUUGUUUCUACUAUAGUUCUGAUUGGCAUUGUGGUUGGAGGCACAGUGCUUGUUUGUACUGGGGAUGAUGUUGUGAGUUCUGUGGUUGAAGGUAAAGUAGUUGCUGUUUCUACUGGAGUUGUUGUGAUUGGUUCUAUGGUGGAAGGUGAAUCAGUUGUCAUUUCUACUGUAGUUCUCAUUGCCAUUGUGGUUGGAGGCACAGUGGUUGAUUGUAAUGGGGAUGAUGUUGUGAUUGGUUCUGUGGUUGAAGUUCUGAUUGCCAUUGUGGUUGGAGGCACAGUGGUUGUUUGUACUGGGGAUGAUGUUGUGAAGUAG
Messenger RNA from Brienomyrus brachyistius, 1350 nucleotides. RefSeq lists its product as uncharacterized. Bases 280 to 1350 code for a protein of 356 amino acids. The transcript has 4 exons. The record is from RefSeq and is a predicted model, not a curated record. Lineage: Eukaryota; Metazoa; Chordata; Actinopteri; Osteoglossiformes; Mormyridae.